GUGUAACGCGCACUGACGAGUCAGCACAAAGCAGCGGAGAGCGCGCCGGGAGCAGCGCACACAGCGAUGAAAUGCUCCCAGGGAAAAGGACGCAAAUGGACAGCCUCGUUCAGCCGCUUGUCGCCCAGUACCUCGCCAUGGGAUGUCAGGCAAAAGAGAACAACCCGAACCAAAAUAUAACAACUGAGGGCAAAGAUGACACGAAAGUGGCUCCGGGAUGUGGGUCCAAAUCUAGAGUUUCUCCUCCGGGAAGAACUCACCGCUUCCACAGGCACACUCCGACUCAGAACGCUCCCAGCAAACCCAACAUGCCUCUGGGCCACCUCACCAAGGGGGCCAGCUGGGACGAGAUCAUCCAGGCCUGUCUGCAGUCCUUUGAUUCAAACGGCUGCCUUACUGGGAGCAGCCAUCUGUUGAACAUCACACUGACCAUGCACCGGCUCCUCAUGUCUCCCGAUGACCUUCUGGACAAACUAAUCUCUCUAUUUAAAACUGCGAUGGACAAUGAAGAACCAGCGGAGUGUAAAAAGAUCUGCUUCCUCAUCAGACACUGGAUCCAGGAGUUUUGGAUGAUGUUCCGCCUGCACCACAGCCUGACCGACAGCUUGGACCAGUUUCGUGAGCUCCUCCGAGAGCAGGGCCAGGAGAGUCUCUGCUCACUCCUCGAGACCAAAUGGAUAAAUGAAAGAGACUGGUCAUGGAAAGCAAGCACCAAAAUCAAAGCCAACAGCAGUAAAAAAAGGAAGGUGUCUCUGCUUUUCGAUCACUUGGAGCCAGACGAGUUGGCAGAGCACCUCACCUACCUGGAGUUUAAGUCUUUUUGCAGAAUAUCAUUUAUGGACUAUCAGAGCUACAUUCGUAAGUGCUGCUUGAAGGACAUCCCUGUGAUGGAGCGGUCUAUUGCCCUGUGUAACGGUGUGUCUCAGUGGGUGCAGCUGAUGGUGCUGAGCAGACCCACAGCACAGCUCAGAGCAGAGGUCUUCACCAAGUUCAUCCAUGUGGCACAGAGUCUCCAUGUCAUGCACAACUUCAACACACUAAUGGCUGUGGUGGGAGGCCUUUGCCACAGCUCCAUCUCCAGACUGAAGGACACCACCUCACACGUGCCCAGUGAAGUCACCAAGGUACUGAAUGAGAUGACCGACCUCCUCUCCUCCCGCCGAAACUACGACAACUAUCGCCAGGCUUACAACAAAGUGACUGGCUUCAAAAUCCCCAUUCUGGGUGUACACCUCAAAGACCUGAUCUCUGUGAACGAGGCCAUGUCGGACUAUGUGGAGGACAACAAGGUCAAUGUCCAGAAGCUCCAAGCUCUCUACAACCACAUCAAUGAACUGAUCCAGCUCCAGCAAACCCCCCCCAGGCUGGACGCUAACAAAGACCUUGUGCAUCUACUGACCCUGUCUUUGGACCUAUAUUACACUGAAGAUGAUAUUUAUGAGCUGUCGUAUACAAGAGAGCCCAAGAACUGUAAAGCACCUCCAGCCACCCCCUCUAGACCUCCAGUGGUUGUGGACUGGGCAUCCGGAGUGUCCCCCAAACCGGACCCCCGAACCAUCAGCAAACAUGUGCAGAGAAUGGUUGACUCUGUGUUUAAGAAUUAUGAUCACGACGAGAACGGCUUCAUCUCUCAAGGGGAUUUUGAGAAAAUUGCUGCUAGCUUUCCAUUUUCCUUCUGUGUCAUGGAUAAAGAGAAGGAGGGCAUGGUCAACAGGGAGGAGAUUACUGCUUAUUUCUUGAGAGCAAGUGUCAUCUGCUCCAAACUGGGCCUUGGCUUUGUGCACAACUUUCAGGAAACCACUUAUAUGAAGCCUACAUUCUGUGACAACUGCUCAGGAUUUUUAUGGGGUGUCAUUAAACAAGGCUACAGAUGCAAAGAUUGUGGGAUGAACUGCCACAAGCUCUGCAAGGACCAGGUGGCGUUCGAAUGCAAGAAAAACACCAAAGUAGCCAGCGCCAUCGACAGUCCCACUUUCAGCACCACGUCUGUCACCACGGGAACUUCAGAGGUUUCAGAGGACUGUCCGUUCCCAUAUCCAGAUGAGAUCAAAUACUGGAGCCCCUCUUCUCCUGUGCCUCCUCCAGUCCGGCUUCAGAGGGUUCACUGUGGGACACAGACAGACCUGACCCCAGUCACCUCCCCUGUGCAUGAACCUGCUCUGCUGGUCCCUGCCACAACCCCCACCCUGAGCUCCUGCCCCAGCCCCGUGCCUCAGAGGAAACAGCGCCACUGUGCCAAGUGGGAGAACCGCGCUUCAGUGCAUCAGAAAACUAAGGAUUCAGAUGAAGAGAGCAAACCCACAUAUGAAACACUUGAGGCAGAGAACCAGCGACUUCAGAAAGUCAAUGAGGGUCUGCGCAGGAAGCUGAAGGAGACGGAGAGAGAGGUGGACAUCCUAAAGACACUGCUGAAGAGACAUGCUUUGCACCCAGUGGAGGAGGACUCCUCUUCAUAAGCACACAUACAGUAUACAGCCAACUACAUUCAGUACUGGGAUUGCAUUCAUACUGCAGGCCUAUGAUAAUAGAGUGUGAUGUGGAACCAUAGAACCAGUGCACAUGUACUGACAAAAUAUAACUAGUUAUAAAGCUAAAGGGAGCUCAGUUGUGAGGUUUUCUGGUUAAAACGAUGGUGCUUUACCACUAGUGAAGGUAGAUGUAACUGUUCAUAGAGUGUGAUGGAGAGUUACUUUUUAAAGAAGAGUUUUAAAACUUACAGCUGUUCAGUAUGAUUGCCAUUGUUACUUGCACCUCACUCAAUCUCAUGUUACCUAUUUUUAGUAGAAACACUGUGUUCAAACUACAGAUCUAAUCUGUGGUACACAUAAAAUGAUGUAUAUAAGGUUUGUUCUGCAGGGGAAGUGGAGUAUGUUUUUCAUAUUAAAAUGCCAUGAUGCCAUAGUGAAUGAUAAGCCACAAAUCUCUUAAGUGCAAUAUAAAAAGUGUCAUGCAUUCUGGGGCCUGCAGCCAAAUCUGUGCAGCUGUUCUGUACUUUUGUUCAUAUGAAGGUUAUGUUCAUAUUUAUUGUCUAAAACACUACAUUAUGUCAUGUUUUGUAUACUGGUACUUUGAAAUAUUUAUCUUUGUUUGUGCCAGCAUCUUAGUGGACCUUUUGGGGUUUUUACAAUGUAUUUGUACAAUUAUAAUAAUUACCAUGUGAUUGUUUUAAAAGUGACGUACUGUGAAUGUAAAUGUGGACUGUACAUAGCAUAUUUACUGUGCCAGUGUAUGGAAGUGCCAUCUUUAUUAAUGCUAUUUCUCUCAGUAUUAUGGAUCUUCUAAUAAAGAAAUUGAAAUAUA
This is a messenger RNA of Boleophthalmus pectinirostris (great blue-spotted mudskipper), 3300 nucleotides long. RefSeq names its product RAS guanyl-releasing protein 1. The transcript is spliced from 17 exons. Gene Ontology annotation, molecular function: guanyl-nucleotide exchange factor activity; calcium ion binding. The coding region runs from base 72 to 2456 and encodes 794 amino acids. Gene Ontology annotation, biological process: Ras protein signal transduction; positive regulation of GTPase activity. The record is from RefSeq and is a predicted model, not a curated record. NCBI's taxonomy places the organism in Eukaryota, Metazoa, Chordata, Actinopteri, Gobiiformes, Gobiidae. Gene Ontology annotation, cellular component: plasma membrane.